UCCCGCUUGAUACACAGGCACUAGUAAAAAGGAUAAAAGUUUGAAAAAUAAAAAAUAGAGCAAAGGAGUGGUGAAUAUUUGGAAUGUACUGAAUGCGGUUCUGUAUGUCGUGGAAAAGUCCUAGUAGGCGCUGGACAAGACGUGAAAAGCUUGUCAAGGAAUAUUUUGUGAACAGUGCGGGAUUCGGGAGAACGUCAAAAAACUGCUUGAAAAGUGCGAAACUGCACGAAACUGGAGCAUUUAAAAUAAACGAGAUCAUACUAACAGAUAAGUGCAAAGUUUAAAGUUAUUCAGCACCGCAGUGCCACACAAUAGAAAAAAUGCAGUGAAUGAAUGCAGAUUCUCGUGAGAAGGAUAAUUAGCUGAGCUGAGGGCGACAAGCGAAACGAAACAACCAUUCAGCUAUGCUCUCGCCAGCUAGUUUGGGUGAAAUUAAAGAGCGAAUCAGCAAAAACGAAGAAAAAAUCAACGUGCUGCAGGCAAUCAACAACGUCCUAAAGGAACGCCAUGAGAUCGAGUCGAACUACAAAAAUUUAGCCCUAAAAUUCCGUGACAUGCAAGAAGAGGAAGCCCUCCGACGGGCUAAGUUCGACGAAGCACGCAAGAAGCAGCUGGAAGAGCUGCAGGCCAAGGGUGAGGCUCUCUGUCGGGAAAAGGCCAAACUUCAGCAUCAAAUCGAACAUGUGACCUGGCACCUGGAGGGAUGUCGCCGACGAAGACCAUGUCUGGCACGGCUGCCGGAAAACUGUCCCCUCAAGGGGGACGCCCCCAGCUGUUUGCCCCAUUCGCCCGAGAAACUGAAAAUUAUGGCAAACAUGAAAAGCACGGCAGAUCACCUGGUAAGAGGAAUCAUGGAUUUGAGGAAAAAGAUCCACAUCGUUCAGGACAAGUUGGAACUUGAGGUCGCGCGAAAAAAAGACAUGGAAAAGAAGCUAGCCGAACUACGGAAGCAGAUCUGUCAGCACAACAAAUGCAUGCAGCAACAGCAUCAUCAUCAUCAUCAGCAAAGCCACUCUCGGGAACAGGGUCACCAUCACGGGCAUCACCAUCAUCACCACAGUCACCAACAGCAGCAACCUGGAGGAGGUACUGGCGGUGGAGGAGGAGGUGCUGGAACAACUUCACUGCCACCGAUUAAAAAUUGUCUAACGGCAAAAUAACAGCGGGCCAUCUCGGAGAGCUUUAAAGGCGCAGGAGGAGGAGGAGGAGGUUGGCGACCUUCACGUGGACAGACCAGCCAGUGUCCCCACGGAAAAUUCGUCAAACUUCCGAGACCGUGUUCCAACAUUGAAGCACCGUAGCUCGAUUAUAGUUAAGUUUUGUCAUGACGCAUAGAUGCCUGUUUUCGCAUAUGUAGUUGAAAAUUCUCGCUUUUCCUAGUUUAUCGGUUGUUGCGCUUUGCAUCAAAUGCAAAUAGUUUAAAUGGUUGAAAAAAUAAGAAUAUAUUUGAAUGAUUGUUUGAGUUAUUUUAAGCUAGAUCAUCGUUAAGUAUAUAUUAAUUGAAACGAUAAUAUAUAGGCAGACAUCUAGCUUUAAACUUACCUGUCGAUGAUCAGGGCACAGUGAUCAGAAUCCAGACUUUAGAAUGACUGUUCUAAAGAUUUUGAGGUUUCGAAGUAAUCAUUUUGAGACGACUAACCUAAAAUUAAAAAUUAAAAUUAAUUUCGAAACAAAAUUAGAUAUCCUAAUUUGCUAUCACUAUAUUCAGAACUACGUAGAAAGUCAGAGAAGUCUUGAAAAAUGUACAAAAACUUUGUUAGAUGUCAUAUUUGCAAUCUUCAUUUUACAGUUACUUUAAUGUUGUAUUGCUAUAAGCAUAUCUUGACGACGUCGAAGCUCUAGAACAAGGGGCCACAUUAUGCAACCAAGUCGAAGCGACUUUUCAAACAAGCAUUCAUACAAACAACCUGCAUGUUCUCCAGUACUUUAGUCAGAAAUACCAUUCUAAAUUCUGAACUCGGACCAUUGCCCAGCAAUUUUAUGUCUACUUCUGUUUUUUUUUUUCAUCUUAGCAAGCUAUGCUUGAUACAGUGUUACCAUUUUGUAUUUAGAUUAAUUGUUUCUGAUAGUUAUACUUAAACACUAUAUAAUCAAUUUAUUUUU
Messenger RNA from Topomyia yanbarensis, 2103 nucleotides. RefSeq names its product ERC protein 2-like. Bases 405 to 1160 code for a protein of 251 amino acids. The record is from RefSeq and is a predicted model, not a curated record. The transcript has 5 exons. NCBI's taxonomy places the organism in Eukaryota, Metazoa, Arthropoda, Insecta, Diptera, Culicidae.